This is a messenger RNA of Porites evermanni, 3226 nucleotides long. NCBI's taxonomy places the organism in Eukaryota, Metazoa, Cnidaria, Anthozoa, Scleractinia, Poritidae. The record is from the annotation of a GenBank genome assembly.
AUGGAAGAACAAGAAGUCGAAGAAAAUCCCCCAGUACGUCCUUACAAGUCUUUACACAGCUUUGUCGAGUCCCCUGUGCGAUUCGUCAAUAGAACGGGAAGGGAAGUACAUGUAAUCUGGAUAAACUAUGAAGGAAAGGAGGUGUUAAAAACUACUCUUCUUACAAACAAAAAACUGGAUUUGAACACUUUUAUGACCCAUCCGUGGAUAGCAGUGGAUGCAAAAACGAAUGAAAGAAUGUUGUUGAACUUUAGAAAAACAUAUCUCCCCGGUGAACCGGAAGUACGGCGGAUGGAUUUUGAGCAUCGUAAAGCUUAUGUUGUAAGAGCACAAGUACUCAUAACAUUACCCGGUAAGGAUGUUCAUAGACUGUCGUUAAGAUCCUGGCAAUUUAAAAAUAUUCCAGGAAGUAAAUUAUAGUUGUGUGUCCUCGAAGCACCCAUUAUUGACACUUCUUGUUCGAAUGCUACAAAUCAACCUGUUUCAAGAUCUAGAUGAGCAGGGACGGGGGGGAGCUUAUUUUCGUGACGCCGUACGUGAUAUCGACCAUUUUUGGUGUCCGUGAUACGUGAUGUACUGAAAAAUUGUCCAGUGAAUCGUGAUUGAAGUGAUCUCCGUGAAACGCCUGAACUGCCAAAAUCCUUGUUUGUGUAUAUGUACAUUGAAGAUCAAUUAUUGAAGAAAUUCAAUCGUUAAUUUGGCCAAAUAACCUUAACUAGCAUGACUGGUGGCUUGAUUAAGGGCCUGUUUACAUGGAGGUGGGGGACCCCAGGUAGGUGCGGUAACCCGCUUAGAUGGGGUUAAAACAUAACCCUCCUUUACAUGCACUCUUACAACCACGCCAUCCCGGGCUGCACUUUCUCAAGAUUCUUGGAUGGUUGCUAAGCACGUAAACAAGAAAAAUGCUGGAAAACCACGUGUUUUGGCAAUUAAUGCUCUUCAACAGUCAGUUGCUGCUCUUGCUGCAACCUCCAGUGCUGUGGUUUUCUAUUGUUACCUUUAAUAAUGAUGCAAAGCCACCACCAAAGUGAUUUUUGUGCGAAUUUGAUGUAUCACAAAUCCGACCCCGGUAAGGCGGGUUAACCACAUUGAAACGUUACGUGGCAACAUUUGACCCCGGCUGAGAGGGUAACCCAGUCUGGCAGACCGGGCUACCUGCCUUGGCGGGUCACCCCACCUAUCAUGUAAACGUGAUCAAAUUAAAAUGAGAGAUUAUAUGGACAGGUGGGUUACCCCACCUAAGUGGGUUACCUCACCUACCUGGGGUCCCUCACCUCCAUUUAAACAGGUCCUAAAAUUCAUUUUUGAAUUUUUUGAUGUAACUUCACACUUCAGACUCACCUACAGCUGGCUUCCCUUGGGAAUUUAUUGGUUCUUAAAACUUAAGUAAUCUAAUCGAACACUGACUGCUUUACAAAAUGGGACUAAAGUAACAUUUUUGGCAUUUUGUAUGACCUCUAUUUUUUGAGAAGCGUGAAAACAUUAAGAAUUGGUUUUGUGACUCGUGAAAUGCAAAGUUGUUGUUUGUGAACUAGUGAUGAGUUUUCAAAAUAGAAGGACAGUGCCGUGAGGUUUUUGGUUUUGCCGUGACAGUUGUGGGCCACCGUAGACCCCCCCCCUCCCCCCCCCCCCCCCCCCCCACCCCCCCUUGCCCCCCCCCCCCUCCUAGAUGCCUAGAGGAAUCUAAUUUUUAAAAUAGAAGUACAGUGCUGUACAUUAAUUUUACUUUUCAUUUACUGUUAGCUUAUAUUGUUUUAUGAUACGGAAAAAUUAAAAAUUGAAGGAAAAACCCUGAAUAAGAAAAACAUUCCUUGAUAAUGGUUACCUGGACAUAAAAUUUAUGAAAUAAUAAAACUUGGCAGUUAAAGCCUACUUAAAGUUUUUUGCUAAAAAUAUUUAUGCAUAUUGACUGAAAAGAUGAAAUUUCACCAGAGUAAAGUAAAAUCUGAUUCUAAUAAAUUUGAAUGCACUAAAGAUAAAAUUUAAAACUGAUACUGAAAUAUUGAUAAUCUCAUGGUUUCAGUUUAAGGUUAAGAAUCCCAACCAGCUGGAGGCAAACUACAAGGCUGUGCUCUAAGGAAAAUUGAAGAGAGCCCAAUGCUCUGGGCCUGUAAAAUCUAGGGUGCCCAGCACAUGAUUUGUUUAAAAAAUCUAAGAUUUUCUAGUUGCCUGAUAGGAAAAGUUAGAUGCCAGGGGCUAUUGAGCUUAGGCUGCGAAUACAGCCGUUUCUCCUAGCUCCUUGCUACUAUAAAGGGACAUUUCGCCAGGAGGAAAAUCUGCUACUCAGCGACAGAAAUUCCAUACUUCAUGCUUCUCCUGGUGGAUUAUGGUAAAGUUUUGUAAUCUUUUGUGAACGAGCUCCAACAAAACUCAGAUGCUUUUUCUAAAGAAGAAUCUAUUCUAGGAAUAUUGACUGUUUUGUAGUAGAUUCAUCACGUUUACAUUUGGCCAUUGUGGCUUUUUGUCUGUCAUUCAUAAACAAUAGGUAAAACAAUAUAAAGUUCUAAUGCAUUGACCAAUCAGAGCUCUUAACCAGAUUCGGGACAGAUUUUAUGCCAUCAGUAUGCAAUUUCAGUCACUGAGGUGCAGACAUUUUUCUUGGUAACAGUCCUUAGCAGUGAGGAGCAAGGAGAAACAGCUGUAUUUGCAAGCUACAUCGGGCUCUCACAACUCUGAUCUAGUUGUUCAUUGACAAGUGUGGUUAAGGAUUUGAGUUCAGGACUACUGGGAACAAAUCCAGCAAGCAGUCAGGGUCUUACUUGAACUUGAGACUUCUGCACACUCAGCCAGGCUGCCUCUUUUUAUGUUCGUAGGAUUUUAAACCAUUGCUUAAUACAUCAAGGGAUUCAGAUUUUCAAAUACAGUGGUAGUUCAAUCCAGGAUUUAGUUCCCCUGUAAAAACAUGAACAUUUUACCACAUCGGUUUUAGCAUCUAGUCUUAAAAACAAAUAAUAUAAUCUAGGUCAGUUUUCUAAGUGUUAUCCAUUUGGUGUUGUAGCUGUCUUUUUUAUUCAGAAGCAGUUUUUUUGUAAAACUUAUGACACCAAAGAACGACAAGUAAUGUUCAGUAUUCUUUAUUUCUUAAAUUUCUAUUUUUUUUGUUAUAGUCUGCAAGCUUGAAGAAUACUGUGUAAAGACCCUGAAGAACAUUGUUUCUCCACAAGACAUCUGUAAACUUCCUCUUCCACCACUGAUUCUUGAGAAAAUUUCUCGGACAUCAUCAUGA